ACUCCUCAAAACUCGUAAAUAAAUGUUAAAAAUCUCAAUUUUCUUUGUUUAAAAUAACUUUGUUAACCAAAAAUUGCAUAAAAACCGACUCAAAAUCUCAUUUUUCAUCCAAAAUCCGUAAAAUGGCCACAUCCAACAAAUUUAUUAAGCGUCGCGAUAAACAUGAGGUCACUUCAGGACCCGGCAAAACCCACAAUUCGGUCAUGGAGGCACGCAUCAGCGUUCAUAUCAACGACGAAAGUGUCGAUCGGAGCCAAUACGAGUCGCUGAUGCGAGAUUUGUGCGGCAGAUUCGGCAAAAUUAAGACAAUUCACGUUCCCGGCAAAAGCAAAAAGGGCAAUUUAGUGUUUGUGGAGUUCCUGAAUGAGAGUGAUGCAGAAAAAGCCAUAAAAUUCAUAAAUUCUGACAGAGAACUUCGAAUGGUAGCGAAUAAGGCACGUCCUCCAAUCAAUCAAGGGGAUCAAGGAUUUCGCAGGAAUGAAAAUACACCGCCAGUUGCUCAAAAAAAGGAUUUUCAACCCAAUCGGAGUAAUUUUAACAACUCUGUCCCUCCGAUGAAGACUCAAAAUCAACCAAAAUUCAUCCCGAGUCAACUUCGGAUGCCCGAAAGUCGCGACGAAGGUCAAAGUUGGCGCAGUCCACGUGAUUCUGAAGCUAAUAGACCUGUUCCUGCUCCUUCCACGAGUCUUCCUCGCAUGCCACGACAACUUCCGGAGCCAAAAAAUACCUUCAAACCUCAAAUCCAGCAAAAAAACGACAUUCCCAACGCAAAUGUGGGGCAAUGUAAUCGCUGCCAGCGUCGUGCCGAGCUAAAAUGUCAACGUUGUGGCGAUUUUUACUGCAGUCACACGUGUCAAAAGGUAGAUUGGCCCGCACAUAAACGUCAUUGCUUCCCGAUGCCGGAUCUGGUACCAGCUUCAGAGCCUCCAGUUGUCACGGAAAGUGUUCCAAAACCAUCUCCGCCCCCAAAAAUGAACGAAUUUCCAUCAAAUCCAGCGAUUGAGAGACCAGACGUGAAGAAACCCGCGUUCGAACUGCCUCUAAAAGCGAAAAAUUCAUCUCCGAUCAAACAAAAUAUGGAAAAUAAUCUCAAUCGAAUGAUUGUUUUUUGCGAUGACGACCCAAAAAGUGGCGAUAUCGUCGCCAUUACAUGGCCUUGUUCCACAAAUCGCGUUUAUUUGGUUCAAAAUGAAGGAAAAAUGGGCAUGGAAUAUCGCGAAGUACUCACUUGGGCUUCCAGACCCGAAAAUCAUGGCCCCCCGUUCGAUGAAAGUCCGGAAAAGGGAACUUUAGUCUUCGCCGAGUUCGAAAAUGACUGGUAUCGAGCCAUCGUGCAGAAAGUAAUCGAUGCCGAAAAUGUUCUCGUUGCCUUUUUCGACUUUGGCAACGCCGAGCAACUUCAUUACACGCAGCUGCGUCAAUACACGGACCCAGAAGAUCCCGUGCGGUACACUUAUGGCGUUUAUUUGAAGGAUUGCCCCUAUGACGCGGGAAAUCCGCUGCCGGAAAUCGUUAAGGAAUAUCUAAAAACGCUUUCGGAUCAAUUCACGCCCCUGAGAAUUCGUUACAGCGGCGAAUGGAAUCGAACGACGAACGUAGAGCUUUUUGUCGCAGAGACCGAUGUUUGUGUAAAUGACAAAAUUUUAGCUUUAUUGGGCACCAGUCGAGCUGAAUCCCGCAAAAAUCGCGAAGAAAUGUUCCAAAAAUUGCAGAAACAACAAAAUCCGGUGCCAAAUGAGAAAAUUUACUAUGACGACUUGCAAUGUGAACGAAUGACGACGGAAAAUAAGACGAGGGUUAAAGUUUUGUGUUGUGACGACUUGCAAUCUAACAGCAUUUGGUGCUGUUUGGAGACCGCAAUUGCUUCGUUGAAGGAAAUUCAAUCGAAAGUUGAUGAUUUUUGCAGUGAGGAACGGAAUUUAGUGCCAUAUUUGCCCGAAAGAGACGAACUUUGCUUAAUUCGACGCGGCGAAAGUCACUUCGAGAGAGCAGUUUUGGUCGAAAUCGACGAAGAAAAGGCUCGUGUGUUGCUAAUUGACUCGGGUGGCUUGUAUUUUGUUGCGAAAGAUGCAAUUUUUAAAUUUGACAAAGCACUUUGUAAGCCAGUUUAUACCCACUUGUGUCAGAUUCAUGGAUUUCCGGCAGUUAUUGAGGGAGAUCUUUUGGGUUUUUUGAAGGAAGAACUCGAGGAGGCGUCGUUUAUUGUACAUGAAAUUACUUUUAACGAGGAAGAGGAGUGUUAUAUCUUGCACAUGCCGAAAUUGUUGAAGGAAGCAGUUGCUUUGGAAUAUUUGCCGGAUGAUGAGAUGGAAACUGAGACAAAUGUUGAGUCGGAAGUUGAUUAAUUUGGGCUUGAAUGCUUUAACUUUAAAAGAUUAAAAAAUAUUUUUGUUAAAAAUUUUGAUAAAAUUUGAUGUUGGAUGAUGACUUUUAAUGAAAAAGGAGUCAAAUAAGCCAAAACUAACUUAAAAUAAAUUAAUAUUCAAUACUUUUCUGAAUUCAUCACGUGAACGUGUAGCGUCCCUUGGACAGAUUUGAUAACUUACCAAAAAGCUUAUUCAUAACUGAUAACUUAAAAUUAAUAAAAUAU
This is a messenger RNA of Culicoides brevitarsis, 2590 nucleotides long. RefSeq lists its product as uncharacterized. The record is from RefSeq and is a predicted model, not a curated record. Bases 123 to 2345 code for a protein of 740 amino acids. The transcript is spliced from 2 exons. Gene Ontology annotation, molecular function: RNA binding. Lineage: Eukaryota; Metazoa; Arthropoda; Insecta; Diptera; Ceratopogonidae.